UUUUGUUCAUAACACAGAGCCCUUCAGUCAUGUCAGACAAAGGAAAAGACGUCGAUUUAACCAGAGCCAAACAAAAUACGGGAGUCUGGCUGGUGAAGGUUCCCAAAUAUCUUUCUCAGCAAUGGGCAAAAGCAUCUGGGCGAGGAGAAGUAGGCAAACUCAAAAUUGGGAAAGCUCAAGGAAAGACUGUGGUGUCUUUCAAUCUGAGUGAGGAUCUGACAGUUGUGGAGUGCUCUGGGGAGAAGGUUUCGUCUGUGCGCAGCCCUAGAGAACAUCCCUUCACCAUGCAGACGGUGGGAGGUCAGAGCCUCGCUGUCUUUACAGAGAGCUCAGACAAGCUGGCUCUUGAAGGCAUGGUUGUUCAGCGAGCUGAAUGCAGACCUGCAGUCAGUGAGAGCUACAUGAAAUUAAAGAAGCUGCAGAUUGAAGAAUCCACCAAACCUCUUCGUUUUUCUCAGAAGCUUGAGAAAGCAAUCACAACCAAUUACAAACCUGUGUCCAACCACAGCUAUAAUUUGGAAUAUGAGAAGAAAAAGAAAGAAGAAGGCAAGCGCGCAAGAGCUGACAAACAGAAGGUUCUGGAAAUGCUCUUCUCUGCCUUUGAGAAGCACCAGUACUACAACAUCAGAGACCUGGUGGACAUCACAAAGCAACCGGUGAUUUACCUGAAGGAGAUUCUCAGGGAGAUCGGCGUGUACAAUCCUAGAGGGCCUCAUAAGAGCACCUGGGAGCUGAAAUCAGAGUAUCGCCACUAUGAGGAAGGACAGGAGGAGGAGGAGGAAAAAAUGGAGUAAUCCAGUUUACAUAAGCCUGGGGGUCUGUUUUGUUUCAUGCAACUGUUGUUUCUUUCUGUGCCAGAUUUUUUUGGUCUCUUAUUCGUAGACCUUGUUAACUCUAAGGUGGAAUGGAUGUCAGUAGAAAAGAAAUGAAGAUAUACUUUUUUUCUUGGGUUACAUAAAGUGUUUCUCUAAGAGCAUUAUGAAAUGAAUACUUCAAUUUGCAUAUGACUCUUGCAUUCUUCUGAGUUAAGAGCACUUGUGUGUUAUGG
Molecule: messenger RNA, 1048 nt
Organism: Rhinichthys klamathensis goyatoka
Lineage: Eukaryota; Metazoa; Chordata; Actinopteri; Cypriniformes; Leuciscidae
Gene: gtf2f2b
Product: general transcription factor IIF, polypeptide 2b
Exons: 8
Coding region: 30-794 (254 amino acids)
Biological process (GO): transcription by RNA polymerase II; transcription initiation at RNA polymerase II promoter
Cellular component (GO): transcription factor TFIIF complex
Source: RefSeq, a predicted model, not a curated record